GAUCAAGAACUCACUCCGCGGGAGUUGAGCAACGCUAACAGAGACACAGGAAGCGAGGACUAUCGGGAAUGGGGCGCCUGCAUCACCGAAGAGAAGUGGGAGCAAGUACUCACGGAGAACGGCUUUCACGGUAUCGACGUCACGCUCCCGGACUACGAGACUGAGAGUUGUCAAGAGCAUAGCAUUAUAGUUGCCACCGCUGCUGAGACCCGAGUCGACUUGCCCGACCAGAGACGCAUCACUAUCAUCAUUGACGCCAAAUCACCGUUGCAAGCUGACCUAGCGGAUGUCAUUCGUGGCCAGCUGAAGCAGUCGGGUAAAAUCGACUGCCAGGUCUCCUCGAUCGAUGAUCUUGCGGCGCUGAACCUGGACGAAAUAUCCUUGGUGGUUAUGCUGCCAGAGAUUGAGACGCCACUGUUGGCCGAUCUAGACGAGGCCAAGUUCCAGGCUUUGCAGGAUUUCCUCUGCAGGUGCCCGGACCUUCUUUGGGUAACAGCAGCAAGGAAGAACAGCAUCACUUCUGCUCAGCGGCACAGUGUGCAAGGCCUGGCUCGUGUUCUCAGCACAGAGAAGCCAAACUCAUCGUUCAUUACAUUGUCCUUGGAAGACCACAAAGACGAGCCGACUGUGUGGGCGGCGCACGUCCAGAACGUUAUCUCGUCUCGAAUCUCGGACCCAUGGGAGCUCGAGUUCCAGGAACAAGACGGGAUCUUGCAUGUCAAUCGAGUCGCCGAGGCCAACGAGUUCAACGACAGCAUCUUCGACAAGACCGUGGCGACGGCCAAGACGCGGCCGCUCAAACAAAACGUGCCCUUGAAGAUGAAGGUCGCGAACCCGGGCUUCCUGGACUCGACACUCUUCGUCGAAGACGACGACUACUGCCAGUUCGAUCUUCCGCCGAAUGAGAUCGAGAUCGAAGUUAAGGCCUCGGGGAUUAACUUCCGAGACUUGCUCGUCAUGCUGGGAAAGUACAGGGACGCCGACACGGUCGGAUGCGAAUGCGCCGGAAUCGUCACCCGCGUGGGCUCCAAUUGCACGACUUUGAAGCCGGGUGAUCGUGUGUGCGCCGUCGUGAUGGACUGCAUCCGCACGUUCGCUCGCUGCGACUAUCGUCAAGCGGCGAAAUUGCCCGAGAACCUGACAUUUGGCACAGCCGCGGCAAUUCCUGUCACCGGGGUCACGGCUUACCAUUCGCUGGUGAAGAUCGCACAUCUCCAGAAGGGUGAAUCGAUCCUCAUCCACUCCGGUGCGGGCGGCACCGGGCAGAUGGCGAUACAGAUCGCGCAGAGCAUCGGCGCCGAGGUCUUCGUCACAGUGGGCUCGGACGAGAAGAAAGAGCUGCUAAAACAGCGGUACCAGCUCCCCGAGGAUCACAUCCUGUACAGUAGAGAUCUGUCCUUUGCGCAAAAUCUCUUGCGGCUGACGCACGGCCGUGGCGUCGACGUGGUUCUCAACUCCCUGUCUGGAGACGGCCUGAUUGCCUCGUGGGAAUGUAUCGCACCUUUCGGCCGGUUCGUAGAACUUGGAAAGGCCGACGUCGAGAGCAAUUCUAAGCUGCCGAUGGUUCAGUUCGCGAAGAACGUGACGUUUUCCGUGGUUGCACUGGACUAUAUGUGUAUGGAAAACCCCGCCAUGGUCAACGCAUCGCUGCAAGAGGUCAUGAAGAUGGUGGAUGCCGGCACCCUGCAGCCUGCUUGGCCAUUGCAAGAGUUCCCCAUCUCCAAAAUCGAGGAUGCCUUCCGACUGAUGGCGGGCGGGAAAGGUGCCGGGAAGCUGGUCAUCAAUCUGGAUCCUGAUGAUCUCGUGCCGGUAAGCCAAUCUGCAGGAUUUACAUUCCAGUCUACUAACGUAUAUCAAAGACUCUCAUGA
Rasamsonia emersonii CBS 393.64 is the source of this 1869-nucleotide messenger RNA. RefSeq names its product Phthiocerol synthesis polyketide synthase type I PpsC. NCBI's taxonomy places the organism in Eukaryota, Fungi, Ascomycota, Eurotiomycetes, Eurotiales, Trichocomaceae. The annotation marks the transcript as partial. The transcript has a single exon. The record is from RefSeq and is a predicted model, not a curated record. Gene Ontology annotation, molecular function: oxidoreductase activity.